Messenger RNA from Paramecium octaurelia, 1369 nucleotides. The record is from the annotation of a GenBank genome assembly. NCBI's taxonomy places the organism in Eukaryota, Ciliophora, Oligohymenophorea, Peniculida, Parameciidae.
AAUUAAUGAAAAAAAAUAAUAAGAAAAAAUCGGAUCCCAAAGUCAAAGUAAACCCUUGUUCAAAUGAUCGUUAUUAUAUGGAUUAAUCUAUUGAUGAAGAAGUCUACAUUAAAAACAACUAUAAAGUCGUCAGAGAGUUGGGUAGAGGAGGUUACGGAGUUGUUUAUAAAGCGUAAAUAAAUAAUUCUAACUAUUUAGAGUUGGAUUGAAUCAAGGCCAAAUCGACAAAAACAAAAAAUAUGCCAUUAAGGUAAAUUUUUCUACUGUGUCUCCAGAGCUAAUAUUUGCCGAAAUCGGAUUUUUGAAAUUAAUUUAUGGGAAAGAAAAUAUGCCCCAAUUGGUUAAUCUGUUUCUUAUUGAUCAAAAAAUAUAUAUCGUUAUAGAGUACUUUACAUACAAACCAUUCAUUGUAUCAAUCCUACUAUAAAAUAGACCUUCUUUGCUACUUUUGAUAUGAUGGAAAUUAGACGAUACUUAUAUGAAUUACUUAAAGCUUUAAAUGUGUUGAAACAGAAUGGAAUUUACCAUCGUGAUGUUAAACCUGGUAACUUCCUCUACAAUCCAAAGACAGGCAAAGGAAUCCUUAUCGAUUACGGCCUAAGUGAAAUUGAUAGAUCCUUCGUAGCCAAAUUGAUUGAAAAGGAGAAAGAAUUGUCAAAGAAGGUAUCAUUACCUUAUUAAUUUCAAGCAUCCUUAAUCUGAUGAAGUUUAGGAAAUCAGAAGAAAAAUUAAUUUGUAUAACGAAAUCUAAAAAACUAUAGAUUAAAUAGGAAAUAAUAAAAUAGGAACAGAGAGCUUUAUGCCUUUAGAGAGCAUAUUGCAUUACCAUGUAUUUAUAGAUAAAUAACCAUUGAAGGACCAAUCAUAUGAAGUGGAUAUGUGGGCUGUAGGAGUGAUAUUCCUACAAUUUUUGACUAAAAAGUACAAUUUAUUCAGUAAUGUCCGAAUGAUCAACAAACCAGUUGUGAAUAAAAACUUUUUUUAUGUCAAUUUUAUACUAGAACUGGCUAGCUUGUUUGGUUCAGAAUAAGUGAAAUAAAUAUGUGAACAAUUUGGUAUAUUAUUUAAUCAUUAUAUCAAUAGAAUAUGAUCUAAAAUUGCCUUCAGUUGUUGCAACCAAACCUGUUUAAUGGAAAUCUAUAAUACACAUUGAUGGAUUUGAUAGCGAUGCUGAAGAUUUGCUCUCAAGAUUGCUUUGUUUGAAUCCAAAAUAGAGAAUCAAAGUUGAAGAUGGAUUGAAACAUCCCUUUUUUAAGCCUUUAUUAGAAUAAGAAAAAUUUACUUAAACAAACUUUUAGGAUGAUCAAGAAAUAAAACAAUAAAAACUUUAAGAAAAUUGAAUUUAUGUGAUAUUUUAUAUACAAAGAGC